CUCUUUAAUCGCCAGCACCAGUUACUGAUUUCGUCUCUACUCAUUCUGCUGUCAAACAACCUGCAUGCUCUGGAGGUAAGUACACAUACAUGCGUAUAUUCUAGUACACUUACUGAUUAAUGUGUACUCAAAGUAGCGUUAAUUUGCUCGAUAUGGAAAAUUUGUAUUCGGAGGACAUAACUUAGGGGAAACCCCUCUGAUCCAGAUAAUGUGUAUUCAGAAUAGCGGCGUCCCUUCGCUGACUUUAUAAUAUACUAAAGUUAUAGUAGUAUUGUUGCCCUCCGUCGGAACUGAAGGGGAGGUUACACUAUUGUAAGGAAAUGACUGUUGCGCGUGCUCUGGUACAGACGGUUCACUACAAUUGCGGAUAGGGAAAAAUGUCUCCCGAUUAAUAACGGGUCCUUGUAAUUGAAGAAAAAGAUAAAGAGGUCAUGUUGAAUACAUAAACCUGUUCCAAUUUAAGAGGAGUCCUAAGUUAGAGUUGCUAAGCUCUUCAACACUAUUGAGUGCACAGUCUGAGGCUAAACAUACAUUGAUGCUCUCUCACUAGAUUACCACAGAUGACUGUGGAUCUGGAAAAGGAUGCUUUAGGUUUCCAGAAUCCUGCACUGACGACUGUAACUUCCUUGUGACGUACAACGCAACGGGUGGGGAUAAAGUGGAGUUCGAGCUGAGCGGCAAAGGGACCUGGGUGGCAGUAGGAUUUAGUGAUGACCGUGAAAUGGUAAUAUUAUCAGACAAGAGAGAAUGGCUAGGAUAAAAGUCUAGCGAUAAACCAGCAUAGGAUACUGGACAUAAGCGCCAUGUAAUCAUGCGUGUUUCAUUUAUGCUGAAAAUUUUGAAAAAAAAUGCUAUGAAAGAAAAUGAAAAGAUGAGUUUUGCAAAGCUGCAAUUAGAAUGCAUUGGAAGUCAGUCGUGAAAUCUUGCAGCAAAAUCAUGACAACCACAUAUGUAUCAUACAGUUCAUUGUGAUUAAUACGCCCAAAAUUGUCAUUGGUGUCAUUGCCCGUCGUAAAGCCAAAUCUUAACAAAUAACUGAACCGAAAAGUUCAGUCAAUCUCAAGGGCAUGACAACACCAGUGGCCAAGUCAACGUAUAACUGCGCUUAGUUUUGCCUAUGAUUGGCUUAGAGAAUGGUGCAAGUUUUCUAAUACAAUCAAAGAGUCGGUGCCGAAUAAGGAAACCCACAGAAACUCGAAAUACUUUCGAAAAUAUUGAAAAUCUUGCCAAAAGAUUUCACAAGAGUUACUGAGUAAACAUCAUUAAGAGUGUCAUUGAAAUUAGCAAAUGGAGAGUUCUGACGUGUGCAUUCGCAAUUCAGUGGUUCUUUUUCAUUAUUUUGACGCUUUGUACCUCUUCUUUUUUAUAUAGACCGAUACAGACAUUCUUCUUUGCGGAAAGUACUACUACGCUCAGUGGUCAUUAUUAUGCUGAAGCGGAGAGUAUUCCUACAAAGACUAAUCCAGUAAGUGCCAGCCUACACCUUAUGCCUCUGUCGAAUUUCAAAAUGAAUUCAAACACAUAGAAAUGGUUUUUGUUCCUCUAAAUUGAAUGUAGUUAUUUUCUGCUGAUGAUACAUUGAAAUUUGCUCGUACUACAAAUGACCAUAAGAUUCAUCUCCAGCCGGAUUAUUCAGGAAAAUUUUUGUUUCGUACAGGAUCCUGCAGCAGUGACGUUUCUUGAACAAGCAAAUGAAGGUGGAAUGGUCAAGUGCAGGUAGCUCUUUCCUUUAUUGAUACUAUAACGUUCAAUUUUCUCGUUCGUAUAUUAUUUAAUUACGGUUCAAUCUAGGUAUCAAGAGACGUUUGAGAACAGAAUAAUUACCCGUCAUAACGCAUAAGAAAAAACUAGACAGUUUUGGUAAAAAUCUCUGCAUGGUCGUAACAGUUUUUGUCUCCUAACACGUAAAGAAGACAUCACGAUAACGCCUGUUGCUUUCAAUCAAUCAAUCAAUCAAUCAAUCAAUCAAUCAAUCAAAGUUUAUUGUCUAACGUGAGGCAUGGUUGCCCAAUUGCCCGAGCCAGAGGCUCAUGUAUAAAAUGGUAGACUAUAAAUUAACUAUAAUUAAAGGUACAUUAUAAGAAGUACUUGUAAGUCAAAAUAAAUUCCAGCAUGUAACUACCUCAAUUAACACAGGAAAAAACGAGAAGACUUGAGCUGAAGGCAAAAGCCCAAACACAAGCGACAAUGUCAACUGAAUCAAAAUAAAAAAAUAAAAAAAAAAAUAUAUAAAAUAAUAAUUGUUUUGUAUAGGUAAAAAUAUAUAAAGAUUUAGUUUAUGAAUAAAAAUAAUUGUAUGUGUGUUUGAAAGGUAAUUUGAUAAAUUAUAUCUAGAUUCCAACAGAAAUCAAUUGAAAAAAGUUUUAUAUGUAUAUAUUUAGUUUUGAAUUACACCUUUUUCCUUAAUUUUUCUAGAUUCCCGCAAUUGAAAAAAGUUUUUAAUAUAUUUAGUUUUGAAUUACACCUCUUGAAAUUUUUUCGCAAACUAUGUCUGCCUACAACCGGUUUAGGCUAAUCAUAAAACAAACUUUAUAUGGAUUGUAAUAUCUAUGUCUGUGAUCACUUUUGUUUUCCAGAAUUUCCAGGGAUAUCAAUCCAGGAAUCGCAAACUUGAGAAAUUUGAGUCAGCUCUGGUUUCUUUUGGGAGCAGUUGGGGACGGCGGUAAGAUCAAGCCCGGACUCUUAUUUCACAUUUGUAAAUAUAAGUUGGAAGCGGGUAGCAAACACUUCAUUGGGCAUAGUAUGAUAGUUUUAUCCACGAAAUAAAGAAAACGUGCGUAUGGCUACGACAAAGUCCCCUGGCAAACAGUGAUACUUGGUAUGUGAAGCUACUUCAUUCAUUCAUUCACUGUUUUUAUGUUUUCCCUCUACCUUGCCCCGCUAAAUUAUUCGAAGUUGCCAAAACUGAGAAUUUGUAGCCGUUGGGUAGUCAUUAGUUGGUUACAUUAUCCAAUCUUUUCUCACUCAUUCAGAUGGAGAAAUUAACUAUCAUGGUCGCUCUGAUGAUGCUCGCCAGUCUACAGGUUCCAGGGUCAACGUCACAAGCUUAUCUCCAUCGGAUGCAUCAGGGGGGGAUAGCGGCAUAAACAACAUAAUUGUCCAUGGUAAAGUACACAGUGAAUAAGUCACUGAAAGUUAAGCAAAGAUUGUUCACACCGUCCUGCCUUAUUGCUUUGAAACUGAUAAGCUUCUCGUGCCUGAUUUGUUCGUUGAAAGUUGUGUCUUUAGUAUAAAGUGUAAUUUUUGUGUAACGUUUUAAAUUAUGAUGGAAUGAGUUCAAGAUUAAAAUGAUAAUUUACAACAGGUUAGCAAUGGAAUCCUGUAUUUGAAAAGGAUCUGCUCCUAUCUCAAUGAUCAAAUCUGACGAAGAACCCUAAAGAUAGAGUAUAUUUCGGUAUCAUUGAAGACAGGAUUUAUUGACUAAUUUUAGUUAGAAGUAGACUUUCAUUACCAUUUUCCUCAUUGUAGGCGCCCUCAUGACACUUGCUUGGAUUCUGUUUGCUUUUGUGGGUUUGUUCAUCGCGCGAUACAUGCGACAGGCCUGGGAACCAAGGGAAUUGUUAGGAAAGAAGGCCUGGUUUACGGUUGGUAUACCACUCCAUGCUUUUAUAUAUGAAAAGGCAAAUUUGAAAUUUUUUAGGAAUGAAACACUGAGCAAACUUCGAAGAUCACUCAGCCUUUCUUCUCAGACUUAAAGUGACUCACUUCUCUUCAGAAUGGUAAAGUCACAUAGGGAAUGAUGUUGAUUAAUUGACAGCUACAAUUUUCUAAUGUUGACAGUUCCCAUUUACCUUUAUAACACUUAUAACCGCAUGCCGCUUGAUGUUAACCUUGUUGAGGCCCUUUUAUAUUCUGUAAUCCGUUAUUCAAAUGAUGAAUGAUCGGCUCUAAGUGCCAGUAACUUUGUAAUGCAGCAGUGAUAAGCCUUACAGAUUCAUCGGCAUCGGAACAACUCUUAUCUUGACCGAAAGUAUAAAAUGUGUUUUCCGGGCCGAAAAUGCUAUCGAUUUCUUUUUCUUCCUCAACAGGUUCAUCGAACACUGAUGACGACAACAGUCCUGCUUACAAUUGCGGGAAUAAUUGUCAUAUUUGUUCACAAAAAAGAGUGGUCUUCGGUAAGCAGAGUUAUCAACUGCAAAUCAAAUUGCAAUAUUGAUGUUAUUAAUCCAUGUAGAUAGACCAGCUUAGUGAAAGCAGGUGUGCAAAAAAACAUUUCGUUAUUUGUUUUGAGCUCCAUUUUGAAAAUAACUCAUGUAAUAGUGCUGAAAGGAAAAAUAGAACUGCAUUGUAAUCAUGAGAGGAUAAGGUAUGUAAACCAUCUCUUCUUAGCACCUUAGCAAGCCCACAAAGCGAACAAAAUUUCAAAUCAGGUCCGCCUCGAUAUGUCAGCUAUUUCAUUCAUUUAUUUAUCAAUUUUUUUAAAAAUUUAUUUUAUGCUUGAUUUUUUUCUUUUCAUUUUUCUGUGUUUUAACAGAACGCUGGCGCACAUCCAUACCUUGGUAUCAUUGUCCUCGCUUUCGCAAUUGCGCAGCCAAUCAUGGCAGCAUUCAGACCACAUCCUGGCGAGCCUAGGUACCUGUGUUCAUCUUCAACUAUUACAUAAACAAUCUGAAUCCAAGGAAAUUCAUUCUGAAAAGCUGUAAAUUAUUUUUUGUUUUUAGCCUGAGAUGCUACUAUUUGACAAGCCAAAAGUAGUAUACUCACGAUACCUUUUCUUCAAAAAUAUUUGCGCGACUGUUAGCCAAGUCGACGGUCUCAAUUGUUGUUUUUCAGGAAAAAGAGCCUACGUAUGGUUAUGCAGGCUCGGUAGUUUUAUUUUUUUUUCAGUUAAGCGAUCGAGAAACGUAAAUAUUAUAACGAGUAUCAGAUAAUCAAGCAAUGUAAUCGAAAAUUUUGAUGUGUUAGACCUUCUCGAAAAGUCGGGUCACCCACCGAAAUUGCUGUGAUUUGCAAACUUAAAUCGUGUUCAGCCAAUAUCCCGUAGAUAUCUCAACUGAAAUUUUACACAAAAUAUAAUUUAUGCCGAUAAAGAUGAAACAUGACGUUUAAUUUCUUAAUUUUUUUUAACGCAGGCGCAACAUAUUUAACUGGGCACAUAGAUGUGUUGGUUUCACUGCACUGAUUCUUGGAGGUAAUUUCCGGCUACACGGCUGUAAAUCAGCUGUUGUAAAUGAUUUAACCAGUUCUUGAACAUUAGAAUUCUUUCCACGAAUUCAGAAACUAGAGACGAAGAGACUGAGCAAUAUGCAGAUGAGUUUUUAAGACAAAAAAAUAAUCGAUAAGUUAAUUGUUAACGGCUUUUUUAAAUGCAGUUGAAACUACCUAGUCAGAAAUAAACAGCAACGUUUGCUCGAUAUAUUGAACGUUACUGUCUCUGCAGGGUUUAAACGAUCGGGACGUAUCCAACUUUAAUUUUCUGUUUGCAGUGGUUACCAUUUAUCUUGGAUUAAAAGAAUUCGGCUUGGAUAGGGAAGGACUCUAUGCCGUGAUUUCCUUCUACAUUGGGGAGUUUCUUGUGUUCAUGUUUGAGCUGUAUCUCAUACUGUCCAAAAGGAGUCGUGAAAAGAAGUCUGGCCCAAUAAACAACGGAGGUGAGAGUUUGCUCCCUUACCCUUCUUUUUCGGUCAGGGGGUAGUGAUCUUAAUGACAGGGUAUCAUUUGCACAAGGUUAAUUAGAAGUGGUGGAGAAGGUGGAAGUAAAAAGUUGCUCUGAAUUCAUUUAAUAUGAUUACAGGGAGGGGGGGGAAAUUGGGGUUCCGUUUAAGGAUCGGACCUUAUCAUCUUCCGUAAUGCAGUCGCACAUAUGUUCUAUACCCGUGGGUCAGGAAGGGACUGUUGAAGGGCUGAAGGCCAUGAACUACAUUUUAAAGCAAAAAAGUGUUUAGCUGGCAUAUACCUCUAGAUAAUGAAUCAGCAAUGUCAGAAGUUGAGUGUCCAUAAAAAUUUUAGCCUUGGUCGUUUAAAAUUUAAUUCAUAUUUGUGACAGCUUCCUGCUUACCUACAAGCAGGUAAUGUAAUGAUUUUUUUUUUAUUUUCAAACUACCCGGGAAAGUAACUCGUCAAACAUAUUUUAAACUUAUUACAUACAGAUUUUCCCAUGGACCAACCUGGACAAGCCAAUCGAGCCCCACCCGAGCUUGAAAUGCCAACCAAGGUGCGUGAGUUCUGUGCAUCCUCAUGAUAGAACAGUCAUUAUUUGUCACCUUGAACGGGGGGGAGAGUUUUGAAUGUUGGGGGCGGUCACAAAUGACAGGCACUAAGUAAGGGGGAAGGAGGCAUGAAAAAAAAAAUAGAAAAAUAUUUGAAGCGGUUGGAUCAUUUGAUUACCGUUUUGAUUAUCUUGUACUUUCAGCUGAGUUUUCUUGUUCAAACAACAACAACAGAAGUAAGAAAUAUAUCAUAUAUCAACAAGAGUUUAUUGUGACGGCUUCGUCCCCCAACGCGUCUUUAAUUGGCAUUCUCUUGGACGCAUUCUUCCACCGACUCGUGAAUAACAUCCUCCUGUGACUCUGCUUUUUUCGUUUAAACUGGCUACUAUUACCUGCACAUUACGGGCACUGUUUGUAUUAAAAAGGCCUUUGUCUAGCAGCCGUAGCAGAGGGUAGAGAUGAAGAAGCCUGACCAAUUUUCUGAUGAACUCAGCAUCUAAUUGUGGUUGCGAUGCUUGUAAAAUUAUUGUUAUUUUUGAUUGCAGCUAGCUCUCUUAGGGUGAGAUUUUCGAUAAGCAAGCAUGCCCUCUGUUGUAAACUCUUCUCCUUUAAUUUUUCACCUUUUUUUUUUCUCUUUUCUCCUGCACGAUUGUAGAUCUUUACAAAUGCGUGAUGGAGACUUCCUUUUCAGUUGUCAGCUUAUUUGAGGCUUUUUGAAAUUAUUCGUGGAGCAUCUUUUCUCGAUCGUUCUUGAACUCCCUGAAAAUAUUUUACCUCGUCAUUUCCAAAGGGUUUUAAACUAUGGCAUUUUCUACAAAGGACUUUUCACUUGCUGUUGAUGAAUGAUAACAAAUCUGGAGUAAUUUACAGUCAUUUACAGUGGCCAAGCAGGACUCGCACUUGACAACGAUAUCACUACUUUUUCAACCAUCCACGCGUACCAUGAAUUUUGUGAUGUUUUGGCAAACUCCCCACUUCUCGUUCCUCAGACGAUUCUUUUCCCUAUUUAACGUAUCUUUUAUUUUUGUGUCUAACUGCCAUCGUGUUUACUGUUUUGAGGGAGAUAUCGUUUGAAUCCGCCUCGUUUACUACAAAGUGCAGAUUCAUGAAUCUGCUUAACAACACUGUAGUAAAUUUUCAACCUAUCGGUAUGUGGGGAUAGGGGGAUAGGGGGAUAGGGGGAUAGGGGGAUAGGAAUGAGAUCGUGACAUUGGCUUUUUGUGGUGGAUGGGAGACAAGAAGAAGAAGGGGGCGGGGUUCAUGAAUUCCUCCUCAUCCCCCCCCCCCCCAUCAAACUGAUAAGACUAUCAAACACGUGGCACGUGAUGCUUUGUCCAAAGACUAAACCGUUUUUUCGUCGAGGUUUAGGGUAUGGGAAUCUACGGUCCAAGACCAGUGAGCCUACGAAUUUUCCGACUGUCAUUUUCCUCGAAAAAUUGUUAUUUGCUAUCGAUAGGCCUAUUAUCUAUUUGCAGCUCUUGAAAUUAUAAUAGAAAUUAAUGUCCAUUUUUAUCUAUUUACAGGAAAAAAUGAUUCGUACCAUGAUGUUCGUUUUCGUUGUACUUCUUGGAAUUAGCGUGGCAUUAACCAUAAUCCUGCUCAUGGUGCUUAAAUAG
This is a messenger RNA of Pocillopora meandrina, 7765 nucleotides long. The record is from the annotation of a GenBank genome assembly. NCBI's taxonomy places the organism in Eukaryota, Metazoa, Cnidaria, Anthozoa, Scleractinia, Pocilloporidae.